Molecule: messenger RNA, 2163 nt
Organism: Penicillium griseofulvum
Lineage: Eukaryota; Fungi; Ascomycota; Eurotiomycetes; Eurotiales; Aspergillaceae
Exons: 1
Coding region: 1-2163 (720 amino acids)
Source: RefSeq, a predicted model, not a curated record
AUGGCUACCCUACACGAGGCCCUUCAAUGCCUCAAGCCAACAUCAUGGGACGCAGUCCCCCAGGAUCCCGACGAGCUCCGUGACUACGUGCGCGAUAUCUUCAAAAAAGGCCGCCUGGUAGCAGAGUCACUUCCAGACCCCCCAAUCACCGAUAACGAUGACUACCCCGGGUUAGAAGCCACGACAGAUUCCUCCGCCCGACGAAUUGUCCCAUCAUCCGUACGAAUGGGAGAAACCGAUCCAGAUAUUGCAGACCUGCAAAAGGAAUGGGGGAAACCGCUGAAGAUGGGCGGACCAAAGGACAAUCCAUUAGACGUGACUGUAUGGAAACUUUCCGCAAAUGACGGUGGAGGCUCAUGGUUCGGGCGACGGAGUGUGCAUGAAGGCAUCCCAUUCUCGCGGUGGCGGAAGAAGCUCUCAACCGAGUACGAUGAAACGCUGAAAGAAAACCGCAAGAAGAUUGAGAAGGGAGAGACGCCCGAUAAGAGUAUCCGCGGGAUCGGUGCCGAGGAAAAGAUCGAGACUAUGGAGGUCAAGGACCACGAUGGUUCGAUCUUGGGCGAUUUGAUUGUUUACCACGUUUCGGCGCAAUUUCCUAAGCCUACUGCUCCGCGCGAUUUUGUGGAGUUGAUCAUCAAUUCCGAUUUUGGAUUGCAAGCUGGCGGAUGUAAGCAUCCUGGUCGCAGUUGGAUCAUGAUCUCUAAGCCAUGUGACCACCCCGAUAUCCGGAAUAAGCCAGGAUAUACUCGUGGGGAGUAUGAGUCUGUUGAACUCAUUCGGGAGAUUCCUAAAAAGAACGGCAGUGGGAACAGCUCUCCUAGUCAAGGAAGUAAUAAGAAUGGAGGUUCUUCAUCCUCCAAUCUGCAACGCCCUGAGGGGUUACCUGAGCAGAAUGGAGCUGGGGAUGAUGAAGACGAAGAAAUGAAUCCUGUUGAAUGGAUCAUGGUCACCAGGAGUGACCCGGGCGGCAACAUCCCACGGUGGAUGGUGGACAAGGGAACACCACGAAGCGUGGGAGCGGACGCCGCUAAAUUCAUCAAUUGGGCUGUCCAAGAUGACGAAACCCCCAAGCAAGAAGAACCCAUAGACACGGAAGCUGCGGAUGGUUCAACAGGCGCCAACGCUAAAUCUGAGCGGUCUGCGAAUGGGUAUGAUUCCGACCAGGCAGACGACUCGGAUUCGGAGUACGAAUCACUCGACAGCGACGGCGAGCAUUCGCACCAUGGUCUGAUUGCCAGUGUCACUGGCUUGCUCAAUACCGGACUGGAACGGUUUGCACCACAUGUUCUGGGAUACGGGUCCCAUGAUGAUGUAUCGGGUGAUCCCCCACCUGCGGAGGUUUCCCAUACCGAUGCAGAUGGCAUGGCACACCUAAGCCCAAAAAGCGUUCAAGAAGAUAAACCGACGCUGGACGCCGGAUAUUCAACGUCCCGCGAGCGCGAUGGUGCUUCAUUGUCAUCAACCAAUUCCGAACAAGCAGCAACUGCCAUCGAUGUAGCACACAACAACAUGUCCCCGGAGGAACUGAUCAAAAUGACAAAGAAUGGCAACCUCUCUUCGCACGAGAAAGAGCUCGCCAAACUAGCCAUACGUAAACGCGAAAUUGAAGCCAAGCUAGAAGAAGUCCGCGCCGAACUCGACAAGCUUCAGAUCUCACAACCGCCUAGUGUCUCAGGGACCCCACGGAAAGGAGUUAGCGAGGUAGACAGUGACACUAGCGAGAUGCGUAAGCGCGCAGCGACGAAUAUGUCUUCCAAACCUCCCAGCACUCGGACACAGCAGAGCCAAAGUCAACCGCAGGGCGAGAACAGCAAUGAAGAAAAGUCAUCUUCUGCGCAGACGGCAACCCCCGACCCGCCAGCACAUCACUCCAAAGCAGCCUCUCACUUUCUUAAUGGGGAAUCUAAGCUGCUUAAGCAACUGCGCAAGAUCGAGGCUAGCCAAUUGAAAGUUGCGUCGAAGAUUCAAUCGAAGCAGCGAAAGGAUGCGGAGCGCUCGGAGAAGUCCAAGAACAAGUCUGAGGUUGAUAACUUGAAGCACGAGGUACAUGAUCUCAAGAAAGAGCUCAAGCAGCUUCGCUCUGAGCGCCAGAAAUGGAUCGAUCUUGUUGCUUCGUUGCAAGCGGAGAAUACGAAGUUGGCGGCGAAGUUGGAGACUGCUUGA